Messenger RNA from Manihot esculenta (cassava), 1265 nucleotides. RefSeq lists its product as uncharacterized. The record is from RefSeq and is a predicted model, not a curated record. The coding region runs from base 49 to 948 and encodes 299 amino acids. Lineage: Eukaryota; Viridiplantae; Streptophyta; Magnoliopsida; Malpighiales; Euphorbiaceae. The transcript is spliced from 6 exons.
CUGUUUGGCAAGCAAAGAAGCAGUCAGCAGAGAAGUAGAGCGUCUAACAUGGAAGACAUAUGGAAGAGAGCGAAGCUCUUCGCUGAAGAAGCGACCAAAAAAUCCCAAACUCUGACCUCAUCCAACAAAAUCGCCGAUCUAGUCGCCGAGACCGCUAAGAAAUCCAAAGAACUCGCAUUGGAAGCUUCCAAGAAAGCUGAUCAACUAAAAGUCGCCGCCCUGAAGCAAGCCGAUCAGAUCCAAAUCAAGUCCAUUUCAGAUAUCAUCCCUCCGCAGCUCUCCUCUCUCUCGGUUCUGAAUUCUUCAUCAUCUUCUUCUUCGGCCUCUGCGGCUUCGGAUCCAGUGGAGCUUCAGAAGUUCGGAAUUACAGAAGAUUUGAGAGAUUUUGUCAAGGGAUUGACUUCUAGUACAUUUCAUAACUUUCCAAUUCAAGAUGAAGCUGAGGCGUCUGAUGUGCCGACUACGGCAUCGAAUGUACGGAAAGAUCUUAAUGAGUGGCAAGAGAGACAUGCCACUCUCGUCCUCUCUAAUGUUAAGCAAAUCUCAAAGCUAAGGUAUGAGUUAUGCCCACGUGUGAUGAAAGAAAGGAGAUUCUGGAGGAUCUAUUUUACACUUGUGAGCACUCAUGUUGCCCAGUAUGAAAAGCAGUAUAUGGAGGAGAUCAAGAGCAAAGCAGAAAAGCAGAAAAAAGAUGAAAAAUCAAAGCCAAGUGCUGUAUCUCAAGAGACUUCUAAUCCUGAGGUGACAGAAAAGAACCAGAAAAGCAGGACAUCAACUGCAUCAUCAGCUGAGCAGGACUUGGACACUUUUCUUCUGGGAGAUCUUGAAGACAGUGAUGGGGGUGCAGAUGAUGGUGAUGGCAGCUUUGAUGAUGAUUUUGACAAGAUUGACAAUUCUGAUAUUGAAGAUGAGGAACAUUCAAAGAAAGCAACUGAUGCUACUGUUUAGAUUUAAGGGAUUAUGGCGUAAAAAGAAGAAACUUGUUUUCACGUACGAUGGGAGAAGGGGAAGAGAAAAGGCAAGCGUUGGUCUACCUGGAAAAUUUACAACGGAGAAGCACAAAUUAAGUAGUUCGCAAAAAAUAUAAUUUUGGUAGGCAGUUCAUAAUAGAUGCCAUUUGCUAUCUUUCAUUGGUUUUAAUAUUUGGACAGCUAGAGGUUAUGAUAUCUGUUUGUUGAUUAAUUCAGGGAGGAUCAAAACCUUUGUUUGUCUUGUACAGAUUUCUUGGUCAAGUUGAUUCAAAAUUUCAGUUUAAUUUGCUAUUA